AUGUUUUUUAAAAAUGUCAAUGUUUUCUUAAGACGGCAGUGCAGUUUAACCACAAAUCUGCGUAGCAAACUGUUAUCGCAAACCUCACAACAGAUACGCUACCGCAUCGCUAUCGAGAAAUCCUUAUUGGUAAACAAAUCAUCCCUAUGCUGCAAACACACAGAUGCUUCUAGCAAGUCCAGUACCGUAGGCACGGGCGUAACGAUGGACUCGCAGAGCGGCGUAAAACAAACAGAAGAGCUUCGAGAAACCAGAGCGCAGAAAUUAAAAAAGGCCGUAGCUGAAUACGGCACCACCGUGAUAAUCUUCCAUGUGACUAUAUCCCUCGUCUCCUUAGGCACUUGUUAUCUUAUUGUUUCGGCUGGAUUAGAUGUGGGUCAUAUAUUAGACACUUUGGGUUUGAGUAAAUGGGCACCCUCCGACAACUUGACUUUGAACGCUGGCACGUUCGCGGUCGCUUACGCCGUCCACAAAAUAUUUGCGCCUGUGAGGAUAAGUGUCACUUUGGGGUCUGUUCCUUUUAUAGUGAGAUAUUUGCGCGGUCUUUCUCGGUGUCCGACAACAGCGACGUAAGGUGGUGGAGCCGAGAUUCUUGCUCGCCGACCUGUUUCUUCAAGUACUCGAGCUCAUUGUCGGACGGGGAAUCCAACAAUCGUUCGAGCGGAAU
This is a messenger RNA of Cylas formicarius (sweet potato weevil), 667 nucleotides long. RefSeq names its product protein FAM210B, mitochondrial-like. Gene Ontology annotation, cellular component: mitochondrion. The record is from RefSeq and is a predicted model, not a curated record. Bases 1 to 573 code for a protein of 190 amino acids. The transcript is spliced from 3 exons. NCBI's taxonomy places the organism in Eukaryota, Metazoa, Arthropoda, Insecta, Coleoptera, Brentidae.